Molecule: messenger RNA, 2214 nt
Organism: Ipomoea nil (Japanese morning glory)
Lineage: Eukaryota; Viridiplantae; Streptophyta; Magnoliopsida; Solanales; Convolvulaceae
Product: protein FAR1-RELATED SEQUENCE 5-like
Exons: 2
Coding region: 1-2214 (737 amino acids)
Biological process (GO): regulation of DNA-templated transcription
Molecular function (GO): zinc ion binding
Source: RefSeq, a predicted model, not a curated record
AUGGAAGAUGAUGCCUGGCAGCGAGAAUGUGUUAUGGACGUAACACCAGGCGGCAAUGAGACUUGGGUAACAGAGUGCGACCCCAACAUCAAGCCGGCACAAGGUCAAAUUUUUAACAACUUAGACGACGGUAUUGAAUUCUACAUGAAGUAUGCAUAUAUAGCUGGCUUUGAUGUGCGGCGAAGUUCUGACAAGAAGAACAGGUAUGGGGCCAUUUUGAGGAAAAAGAUGGUUUGUUCACGUGAAGGUUUUAAAGAAACCAAAAACACAGGGUCGGUUGUUAGUGAUGCACCAACCAAGGCAAGACGCCGGCGGCCCUCAACAAGAGUUGGGUGCAUGGCUAGGAUUGUAUUCAAACGAGACAAGACGGGACGGUAUGUUGUGACGACAUUCGAAGAGGCACACACGCACUGUUUGUGCGAGGAGAGUUACAAGCCUUUCUUGAAAGUGAAUAGGAAAUUAGAUGUUGGUCAUCAACAGUUCAUAACAAAUUGCUCAAAGGUUAAUGUCGGUGCCAGUAAGAGCUUUGACAUAUACGCAGAGAUAGUCGGCGGAGUUGAGAAUGUGGGUUGUACGCAGCAAGAUUUCAAGAAUUACCGAAGGGAAGUGUUGGCAUACAUGCAAGGUAGAGACGCACAAAUGGUAAUAUCAAAAUACCUUGAUAUCAAAUUUGACUACAGUGACAUGUACUUCGAAUACGAAGCAAACGAAAAAGAUCAAUUGGCACGUGUGUUUUGGGCAGACGGUGUGGCACGGAAAAAAUUCUGUGCGUUCGGAGAUGUCGUAUCAUUCGAUGCAAUGUACAAAACAAACAGGUACAGUCUCGUGUUUGUCCCAUUCACAGGCGUAGACAACCACAAAAAAUGCGUGACAUUUGCCGCAGCACUAAUUGCUAGGGAAGAUGUGGAAUCGUAUUGUUGGGCGCUGAGGCACUUCAAGAUCGCAAUGGGCAGCAUACCGCGUAUUACAGUAACCGAUCAAGACCCGGCCAUGAAGGUAGCAAUUACAAAAGAAUUCCCGGAGACCCGACACCGUUAUUGCAUGUGGCACAUAAUGACGAAGGUGAGUGAUAAAGUGAGCCCAGAUUUGGCACGAAACGAAGAAUUCCGAAGGGAGCUAAAUGAUGUAGUGUGGAAUGACAGCGCGAGUUCGGACUAUUUCGAAGUCGCGUGGAAAGGAGUUAUUGAAAAGUACGAAUUACAAGAAAAUGCAUGGCUGAAGCGUAUGUACGAGGAGCGUGAGAAAUGGGUGCCUGCAUGUUUUGAAAACGUGUUUAUGGGCAGACUACUCCGUACAACAUCCCGGUCUGAAGCAGAAAAUAGAAUUUUCCGAACCAACACAAACAAACACAUGUGUCUUUCGGAAUUUUUCAUCCGGCUCGAGAGUACAAUUAGAAAGCAACGAAUCACAGAGGCGGAUCUUAUUGGGGCUUGCAACGCACAAACACCCCCGUUCAAAACGCAACUGCGAAUAGAGCAAGACGCAGCGGCACAGUACACAUUAACCGUGUUUUACGAGGUACAAGAUAAUAUAUGCGCCGGAUGUUUUGAUUGCCGAGUGCGUUCUGUCAAACAUGAAGGCCCAGUAGGCACGUAUGUGGUUGAAGAUGAAUACAACAAGAGAUUCACGGUAAUAGUAGAGAAUGGGACAAACACAACAACCUGCACUUGCCGAAUGUACACACGGAUUGGUUUGUUAUGCAGUCAUGCUUAUGCGGUGCUAAUCUACGAACGGAUCGAGCAGACACCUCCCCAACAUAUCAACCCACGAUGGACAAAAACAGCAUUAAAAAACACAAAAGGAGUGGGAAAUGAUAGUCUGCAACAUGCUAGGACUUCUUCAACCAACAGUACCAAAGAAAGCACCAUAAUUAAUUUGUUAUACAGAUGCCUAGGUCUAGCACAAGGAGACAGAUCGAAGUUGGAGCCGAUUCGAAAAACACUAGAGGAUUUCGAAGCAACAUGGUCCGAGCGCGGGAGAGAACGAGGGGGUCUAGAUAAAGGGAAACAAGUGAUUAUGGAGUCAUAUUGUGGCGUCCCAGAACCUGUGGAAGUCAAUGUGCACCCACCACCCGUUUCAAGCAACAAAGGGUCAGGAAAACGAAUGAGGAGUGCUAAAGAGAUAGCAAUGAAAGAGCAAAGUAAGAAGAAACGGACAUGCAAGACCUGUGGACUAGCAACCGGCCACAAUAGUAGGAGUUGUCCACAAAAAUAA